Penicillium angulare is the source of this 1791-nucleotide messenger RNA. Its product is annotated as phosphatidylinositol-3-phosphate-binding protein BEM1. The record is from RefSeq and is a predicted model, not a curated record. NCBI's taxonomy places the organism in Eukaryota, Fungi, Ascomycota, Eurotiomycetes, Eurotiales, Aspergillaceae. The transcript is spliced from 3 exons. Gene Ontology annotation, biological process: conjugation with cellular fusion. The coding region runs from base 1 to 1791 and encodes 596 amino acids. Gene Ontology annotation, molecular function: phosphatidylinositol binding; protein binding. Gene Ontology annotation, cellular component: mating projection tip.
AUGAAGGGAGAGAGAGAUCCCAAACAUCGUCACAUCUCCAUUACUCCCAAGUCCGCCCUAGCAAUUAUCCCUCCCAAAAAAGUCAUCAAAGCUCUUUUCGAUUACACACCUGAACCCGGAACCAUUCAAGAAUUAGCUUUCAGCAAGGGAGACUUCUUUCACGUUAUCAGCAGGGAGGACGACUUGGAUUGGUACGAGGCUUGUAAUCCGCUCAUCCCUAGUGCCCGGGGGCUCGUGCCCGUAUCCUUCUUCGAAGUCAUCGGCAAAAACGAAAGGGAUAGUGGGGGUUCGGUCGAUCAGCAUAAAAAGGACCACCACGACUCUGGUUUCGCCGACCGCAGUCCCGCCUCCGUCUCCGAUAACUCUCCUCUCGCCAACGUCAACAACCGUCAACCCGUUUUUAGGAUGUCUGCCAUCGCCAAGGGCCAGGGCGCUAUGGUCUAUGGAAUCGUGCAAUACGAUUUCCAGGCUGAGCGGCCCGAUGAGCUCGAUGCUCGCGCUGGUGAGGCCAUUAUUGUGAUCGCCCAGUCAAAUCCGGAAUGGUUUGUCGCAAAACCCAUUGGGCGUUUGGGCGGCCCCGGUCUGAUUCCUGUCUCCUUUAUCGAACUGCGCGACAUGCAGUCUGGCCAGGCUGUAACCGACCCCCUCGAGGCGGUGCGCCGCGCUGGUGUUCCUAAGGUGGAGGAAUGGAAGAAAAUGACCGCCGAAUACAAGAAUAGCAGUAUCACCCUCGGCAAAAUUGAACCAUCUUCUACUGGCGGAAGCAUGAUGGGAGUUACUGGAGCCAUGGACAAGAUGUCCAUGAGCUCUGAGAAUUCUAGCAGCCACAUGAGUCAGAACGGCAACUCCUAUGGAUAUCAUCACCGCAACGCCAGCAAAGGUACUCUGGCAUCGCAAACUCAACAAUCACAGCCACUCCCAGCGCAGGGCGGCUACGCACCGCUUCUCGCCCCUGUCGCCGCUUCUAUUCCCCGUUACUGCUUUGAUAACGACAAGUACUGGUACAUCAUUGAGGCUCAGAUGGAGGAUGGCCGAUGCUGGGAACUGUCGCGUUACUACCACGACUUCUACGACUUCCAGAUUGCGCUUCUGACCCAAUUCGAGGACGAAGCCGGUAACCGAGGUCGCCCACGAACCCUCCCAUUCAUGCCCGGACCCGUUACCCAUGUGACUGAUGCCAUUUCUAAUGGCCGCCGACAAAAUCUGGACGAGUACAUCAAGAAGCUUUUGGGGAUGCCGCCGCAUAUUGCCCGGUGCCAACUAGUCCGCCAAUUGUUUAGUCCCCGACAGGGCGACUUUGAAAUCGACCCAGAUGCAUUUGGCCAGGAGGCACGUUACUCUGACAACUCACAGCACUCCUCUGGCGGCGUGGAGCAGGCUCAGACCAUCUCUCGCCAGUCCUCUCAGGUGCCGAUGAACGCUUCUCAAGAUCGUAUCUCACAACAACAAGGACGGAGCACACCAGGCCCAGGGUCUUAUCUUAAUGGUGGCCCACCACCAAUGAACCGACAACCCAGCUCUCUCACCCAAGCCUCUGGGGCAUCGAAUUCCAGUGCGAUGAAGGUUAAGGUAUUCUUUCAGGAUGAUCUUAUUGCCAUUCGCAUCCCCUCUGGUGUCAGCAUGCAACAUCUCAAGGACAAGCUCUCCGAUCGACUUAAAAUCCAAGACGAAAUUGUUGUGCAAUACAAGGACGAGUCCUCUGGCACUUAUAUCGAUCUGGUCUCUGAUCAAGAUCUCGAGAACGCCAUGCAGCGUAAUACCAAACUUACUCUGUUUGUCAGUAUUGUUUAA